Molecule: messenger RNA, 255 nt
Organism: Babesia bigemina
Lineage: Eukaryota; Apicomplexa; Aconoidasida; Piroplasmida; Babesiidae
Exons: 3
Coding region: 1-255 (84 amino acids)
Source: RefSeq, a predicted model, not a curated record
AUGGCAUUGGUCAGCACUUUGGUCAGCACAUUGGUCAUGGCAUUGGUCAGGUGCACAUUGGUCAGCAUCUUGGUCAACACUUUGGUCAUCACCUUGGUCAUGGCAUUGGUCAAAGGGUAUCUUGCGUACGAGGAAAUCGCGGAUGUUGCGGCCCACCGGGAAGCGGAAGAUGCACAGGUCGAGCAGGAUGAUGGCGACGAUGAGGGCAACGAUGACGGCGGCGAUGGCGGAGUAGGGAGGGGUUGGGAGAAGUAG